AUGUCGGGGAAUAUCAGCGCUUCGUCUCUGGUCCUUUCCUUGCUCAAACCUACGCUACUUCUAGCAAUUUGCUUCAUCUCUUACAAAUCUUUCCGUUUCUUCAAUCGGCGCCGUCAUUACAAGAAGCUCGCCAAAGCAUGGGGUUGUGCUCCUCCCAAGGCGAUGAAGGUGAAGGACCCUGUCUUUGGCCUGGAUCUUCUACGGAAAGUCUUGAAGGAUCUUGCCAAUCAUUGCCUUUUAGAGGAGAACCAAAAAGCCUUCAAGAAAUUACAAGCAAACACGAUUUCCAUUAUGUCGCAGUAUAGAGUCAUAACUACAACAGAGCCAGAGAAUGUGAAAUGCAUCCUAGCUACCAAAUUCAAGGAUUUCAAAAUCGAUGAUAACAGGAAGAAAGCGCUGAUUCCCAUAAUCGGAGAAGGGAUUUUUACGUCGGACGGACAAGCUUGGGAGCACUCGCGGGGUUUGCUCAAGCCCCAAUUCGCCCGAGCCCAGUUUGACGAUGCGGAACUCUUCGAUAAGCAUGCUGAUAAUCUCAUCAAAGCGAUACCGAGAAAUGGGGAAGAAGUAGAUUUGCAGCCAUUGCUCGGCUCUGCAGGCCUAGAUAUUGUGACAGAAUUCCUUUUUGGCCAUAGCACAGGAUCCCUAGAUCCAGAACGACUCAAAAACGGUAGCACUACUAAAAGUGGCGCAGAGAAGUUCUACGAAGCCUUCGCUUAUCUUGUGCAAGGUAUCAACGGGCAAAAUUCGCGCUUCGGUGUCCUUGGUCUGUUCUUGCCCGACUGGACUACGAAAAAGCACGUCAAAAUCAUGCACAAUUUUGUUGACGAAAUCAUCGAGACGGCAGUGGCAGAGCAGAAGAAGUCAAGUGCAUCGCUCGACUCAAAGCCCCAGCGGUACACAUUGCUCUCAGAACUCGUGAAGUCGACGGAUUAUUCUCAAGAAGUGUCGCGAGAAAGGCUCAGAUCUGAGCUGUUGAAUAUCCUACUAGCCGGUCGAGAUACGACAGAUUCACUCAUAAGCAACAUCUCUUUUGUGCUCUCGCAGCGCCCCGACAUACUAGCGAAAUUGCAACAAGAAAUAUCGGACUCUGACAUCCCCCUUACACCCAGCUUCUCCCAAAUUAAAUCGCUGCAAUAUCUGCGAGCUGUCAUAAACGAAUCGGAGCGUUUGUACCCGAACGUACCGGAGAACAAUCGUCAGGCUGCCACGGAUACAAUCCUACCACUCGGAGGAGGUCCCGAUGAAAAGGCUCCGGUCUUUGUGGCAAAAGGCACGCUCGUGGCUUGGAGUGUCUACACCAUGCAGCGACGAAAAGACUUAUACGGCGAUGAUGCUGACGAAUUUAAGCCGGAGAGGUGGCUGGAUAUUAAAGGUGGCGAAGAGGGAGAAGGAGGAGGAGGAGAAAAGAAAGGGCUUCGAGUCUCAUGGGAGUAUCUCCCCUUCCAUGGGGGACCAAGAGUCUGUCUUGGCCAGCAGUUCGCUCUGAUGGAGGUAAGCUACCUGACCGUCAAAAUCGUGCGGGAGUUUAAGACUAUUGAGGCUGUGGAGAAGAGACCUUGGAGAGAGAAGAUAGGAAUUGUUGCUACCAUUGAUGGUGGGGUCAAAGUGAAGGUCAAACCAUGGACGUGA
Molecule: messenger RNA, 1629 nt
Organism: Bacidia gigantensis
Lineage: Eukaryota; Fungi; Ascomycota; Lecanoromycetes; Lecanorales; Ramalinaceae
Exons: 3
Coding region: 1-1629 (542 amino acids)
Molecular function (GO): heme binding; oxidoreductase activity, acting on paired donors, with incorporation or reduction of molecular oxygen, reduced flavin or flavoprotein as one donor, and incorporation of one atom of oxygen; iron ion binding
Source: RefSeq, a predicted model, not a curated record